GAAGGCAUGUGUGCGUGACAUUGUGUGGGUGAGAAAGGGAGACUCGGUGUGUGUGUGUUGGAGAGUAUGCGUGUGUAACACUGUGUGUGUGUGAGACUGUGUGUCAGAGGGCGUGUGUGUGACUUUGUGAGUGUCGGAGGCCGCAGUUUUUGUGCACGUGUGUGUGCCUGUGUCUGUGCCCGUGGCUGCGGGUGGGGGCUCACGAAGCCCCUGUGGGCCUGUGGGUGGGUGUGGGUGCCACUUCAGCGUCCCUGCAACUUAAUGCUUGGGGCUUCAUUGUGGCCAAAAUUUGCCCUUGGUAAAUGGUCAUUUACUGGCUGCCCCCUCCUUUAGGGUCUGGGGGAAAGAGAGGAGGUAGCACUUAGAGGAGCCCCCAGGGGCGUCAUCUUUGAGCUCUCAAGCCCAUCUUUACUAGAAAGUGGAAACGUUCCCCAGGAAAAGGAGAAGAGGCCGUGCCUGAGACCCCUCCCCACCAGGGAACCCUCAAGAGGGCCUCAGGAAGGCAUGAAGGAGGAGCAGAUCCUGGAGGGGCUGAUGCCUCUGCUGCCAUCCCUGACCCUCCUUAGACCAGAGGGGCAGAGGAGACUCUGAACUCAGAACAGUGAGGAGAAAGCCAGGAGGAGGUAACCAUGGAGGACGGAGCUCAGUGCCUACCAUGAUCUGGCUCCCUAUCCUGGCCUCUGAGCUGGCUCAGCACUCAUAGCUCAGUCUCAUCAGGCAUUGGCUUUUCCCCAACAUAGGAGUAUGGAAAGUGAGGAGGGAAUUACUUUUGAGUUCCUGACAGCAACGAUUCAGGAAUCGGUGACGUUCAGAGAUGUGGCUGUGGACUUCACUUGGGAGGAGUGGAGCCGUCUGGAUCCUGCCCAGAGGGACUUAUACAGGAAGGUGAUGUUGGAAAACUGCGAGAACCUUGUCUCUGUGGGAAUUCCUGUCUCCACGACGGACAUGAUCUCCCUGUUGGAGAAGCGAGGUGCACCGUGGAUGCCAGAGGGAGAAGCCGUCAGUGGCAGCUGUCCAGAUUCCCUUAGUGAGAAGACCAAGUUUGAACCCAGAGAUUCAAAUCCAAGGCACGCCUUUUGCAUGGGAAUAUCAUCCAAGAUAAGACUGCACAAGGAUACAGUAGCCUUGCAUUCCAAGAUGAGAGAAGCAGGUGAAUGUGAGGUUAAUGUAGAAUUGCUGAAGCGCAACCAGGAGAGACAAUGGAGACAAGGAAUAGUCACUCCCAGAACAAUUUGUAACCAAAUGCAUGCACCUCAACACAAUGCUAGAAAUAUCAUUCUGGUGUCAGACUUGGUUGCAGCAUCAAAAGGGGUAAUGGGAGAAAAUCUCUACAACUAUAAGUCCCUUGGAAAGAGCUUCAGGGAUGAUUUUCCUUACUUAAUUACAUAUGAUGCAUUCUCCCUCCAAAAGGAACUUUUUAAGUAUACCAAAUUCAAGAAGCCCUUUAGAUACCAUUCAGACUUAAUUAAAUUUCAUAGAAUUCAUGCUGGAGAAAAGCGACAUGAAUGGAAUGAAUGUGGAAAAUUCUCUGGCAGAAGAUCAGAUAUUAUUGGACAACAGAGAAUUCACAGUGCAGAGAAAAGCAACAGUUAUUAUAAAGAUGAGAAAGGUUUCAGCCAUAAGGGAAGCUUGAAUAAACAUAAUGUAAUUUAUACUAGAGAGAAUUCCUUUGCAUAUAAUGAAUGUGGGAAAGCCUUCAGUGGGAAGGAAAUCCUUACUUCACCUCUGAGAAUUCACACUGGGAAGAAAAUAUCUGAAUCUAAUGCGUUUGAGAAAACUUUCAGCCAGAGAGGAAGCUGUAUUAGCCAGCAGAGAACUCAUACUAGGGGGAAAUCUUUUGUGUAUGAUGAAUGUGGCAUGAGCAGAAAGGAACAGCUUAUUGUGCAUCAAAGAAUUCAUAAUGAAGAAAAACCCUUUGCAUGUGAUAAAUGUGGAACAGGCUUCCAAAGCAGAGCAAGCCUUAUUACCCAUCAGAAAACUCAUGCUGAAGAGACAUCCAUUGCAUAUAAUGGAUACAGGAAAGGCUUCAGAAAGAAUGGGCAUCUUACCACACAGCAGGAAAUUCACAUUGAAGAGAAACCCUUUGCAUGUCGUGAGUGUGGGAAAGCCUUCAGACAGAGUGCAUAUCUUAUUAUCCAUCAGAGAACUCAUACGGGAGAGAAACCCUUUACAUGUAAUGAAUGUGGGAAGACCUUUACCCAAAAGGCAAGUCUUGUUACUCAUCACAGGACUCAUACUGGAGAGAGACCCUUUGUAUGUAAUGAAUGUGGGAAAACUUUUACACAAAGGGCAAACCUUCUUACCCAUCACAGGACUCAUACUGGAGAGAGACCCUUUGCAUGCAGUGAAUGUCAGAAGACCUUUACCCAGAAGUCAAGCCUUAUUACUCAUUACAGGAUUCAUACUAGAGAGAAACUCUUUGCUUGUAAUGAAUGUGGGAUUGCCUUUACCCAGAAGGCAAACCUUAUUGUUCACAGAAGAAUUCAUUCCAGAGAAAAACCGUUUGUUCCUAAUAAAUGUGGGAAAGGCCCUCAAAAGAAAAGACUUAUUAUCCAUCGGGGAACUCAUACUGGAGAGAAACCCUUUGAAUGUAAUGAGUGUGGAAUAGGCUUCCGAUACAAAGUAAACCUUAAUAUCCAUCAGAGAACUCAUACUGGAGAGAAACCCUUUGCAUGUCGUGAAUGUGGGAAAGGCUUUAGACAGAGUGCACAUCUUAUGACCCAUCAGAGAACUCAUACUGGAGAGAAGCCUUUUGCAUGUAAUGUAUGUGGGAAGACCUUUACCCAAAGGUCAAACCUUAAUAGCCAUCAGAGAACUCAUACCCAAGAGAAACUCUUUGCAUGUAAUGAAUGUGGAAAAACGUUUACUCAGAAGGGAAGCCUUGUUUCUCAUCAGAGGACUCAUACGAGAGAGAAACAGUUUAUAUGUAAUGAAUGUGGAACAGGCUUCCUACAUAGAGUAAGCUUUAUUGUCCAUAAGAGAAUUCAUACUGGAGAGAAACCAUAUAUAUGUAAUGAAUGUGGGAAAGGCUUCAGACAGAGUGGACACCUCAUGAUCCAUCAGAGGACUCACACUGGAGAGAGACCCUUUAUGUGUAAUGAAUGUGGGAAAACCUUUACCCAAAGAUCAAACCUUACUAGCCAUCAGAGAACUCAUACUGGAGAGAAACUCUUUGCAUGUAAUGAAUGUGGGAAAGCAUUUACCCAAAAGGGAAGCCUUAUUACUCAUCAGAGAACUCACAGUGGAGAGAAACAGUUUGUAUGUAAUGACUGUGGAACAAGUUUCCUUCAUAGAGUGACCCUUAUUAUCCAUAAGAGAACUCAUACAGGAGAGAAACCAUAUGCAUGUAAUGAAUGUGGCAAAGGCUUCAGACAGAGUGGACACCUCAUUACCCAUCAAAGAACUCAUACUGGAGAAAAACCCUUUGUAUGUAAUGAAUGUGGGAAAACCUUUACACAGAGGGCAAACCUUACCAGCCAUCAGAGGAAUCAUACUGGAAACAAACUCUUUACAUGUAAUCAAUGUGGCAAAGCUUUUACCCAAAAGGCAAACCUUAGCUCACAUCAGAAAACUCAUGCUAGAGAGAUACCCUUUGUGCAUAACGAAUGUGAGAGAUCUUUUACUCGUAGGACAAACCUUAUUAGCUAUCAUAGAACUUUUACAGAAUGAAAGUCCUUUAUGUGUAAUUAAUACAGAAAAGGCUUCAGCUAGAGAAGAUAUUAUAUAACAGAGAAUUAAUCCUGGAGAGAAACUAUGUAACAAAUGUGGGAAUGCUUUCAGUGGAAGGGGAUGCCUCCUUGUGUAUUAGAGAACUUAUACUGGAGUACAGUUAAGUGUAAUAAAUAGAGUUGCACCAAAUCGCUCAUUGUCACUGUAUUGGGUGGAAUACUGAAGGUGUCUGUGCUUCACUGUGGACUGUGUAACAUUUUUACAAUGGCUUACAUAAAUGACAUCCUCAUCAAAUUUUCAAGUGACCUAAAACUGGGAUAGACAGCUAAGAGUGAAUAAGAGAGCUAACUAAAAGAUCUUGACAUCACUGGGCUGAAAGAAUAGUGAUAAAUGUAUACGCUUAUAAUAGGGUACAAAAAAUCGACUUCACAAAUGCAUGUUUAUUAGGCACUUACUAUUUGCCAGGCUAUAGAUAUAAAGAAAUACAAAGUAGUUGUUGGCAUCAGGGAGUUCACAUUCAAAUAGAAUAGACUGCACUUACUAGCUGUGUGACCCUGUGCAAAUCACUUAACCCCAUUGCCUAGCCAAAAAAACCCCAGAAUAGACAGCAUGUAAACAGACGUACAUAAGAGAUACAUACAGACCGAAUGGAAGGUGAUCUCCCAUUCUUGGUUGGAGAUGAGGAAGGGGAUCAUUCCAGGUAUGGGGCAACUAAAGCAAAACCACUGUUGUAAAUGAUGGAGUGUUUGUUGUAUGGGUGAGCAGUUAGGUAGGCCAGCAUGGCUGCAGCAAAAAUCGUAUGGAGUGGAGCAGAGUGCUCUGUGUAAUUAAAACUGUCCAUUUUCUGUGAUCUUCUCUAUCCCUUCUUUGAUCAUCAACUCUUCCCUCUCCAUGGAUAUGAAAGGUAAUUUCUUCCUUGUUCCUCUAAUUUGCUGUAACUUCACCGUUUAUAUUUAAAUCUUGUAUCCAUUUAGAGGUUUUUUUGUUUGUUUCUUAUUUUGUUUUGGUAUAUAGUGAAAUGUUGGCCUAUACCUAAAUUUCUCCCCAAUUGCUUUCAGGUUUCUCUGCAGUUUUUGUCAAAUAUUGAGUCCUUAUUUUAGUAGUUGGGGUCUUUGGGUUUAUCACAAAUACACUCCUUUAUCUGUUUACUUCUCUGUGUUGUAUAUUUAAUCUAUUUUUUAAAACAAAUACCAAGGGGGCAGCUAGGUGGC
Phascolarctos cinereus (koala) is the source of this 4880-nucleotide messenger RNA. RefSeq lists its product as uncharacterized. The record is from RefSeq and is a predicted model, not a curated record. Lineage: Eukaryota; Metazoa; Chordata; Mammalia; Diprotodontia; Phascolarctidae. Gene Ontology annotation, molecular function: RNA polymerase II cis-regulatory region sequence-specific DNA binding; DNA-binding transcription factor activity, RNA polymerase II-specific. Gene Ontology annotation, biological process: regulation of transcription by RNA polymerase II.